GUGAAACCUAUUUCAAGGUCACGUGUACGGAAUAUUCACUGUAAAAUAAUCCGCUACGACCGCAAGUAGGUUGUCUGAAGUAUUUUCAAGCGAGACGUUAAUUAAAACCCGUUAGGUAAGGUAAGAUGUGUACCUGAUUGUUUACCGAUUGCGUUCACGUUGCUAUUCCUUAUCGGUGCACAAUGAAAGACGUAAGUGAAGGAAAUAAUAUCGUUAAUCAAAAGGUUGAGUCCAGACGGAGGCCUGUUGUGAAUAGUCUCGUUGAAACGUACGAAAAAUAUAACAGCCUUUCAAUACUUAUAGCAGUGGUUUCCGUGUUAACUAUUCUAAUAAUUGCUGGUGAUGAAUGUAGGCAAUGUUUCAGUAAAGUGGAAACAUUAAAAUCGAAUGAACAACCCAAAUAUAGUUCCAAAAAGUUUUGGAUAUACGAUAAAAUUCCGGACGGCGGUCACUUACACCAUGUCAAUGUUGUUCUAGACAGACUGGGUUACAAAAAGGACCUAAACACCAGUGAUUGGGAUUUAUUAUGGGCUCAUGCGUAUCCAUUUAGAACGCUGUACCAGCAACUAAAGAAUUUGAAGCCUCAUCAAAGAGUUAAUCAUUUUCCCGGAUCCGGAUACAUUACCACUAAAGUUGAUUUGGCCACCACAGAUUCGCAAUACAUUCCUCCCGCUUUUAAACUACCAGGUGACAAAGAAAAGUUACUGAAAUAUGCUGAACAAUAUCAGAACAGUAAGUUUGUGCAGAAGAACAACCAUCACAGGAACAUUAAGGUUGAAGAUAUUCAUCAUUUGGAUCUUGACACUGAAGGCACAUUUAUUCAGAAGUUUGUGGACAAUCCAUUACUUAUCAAUGGACAUAAAUUUGAUAUAGGAAUAUACACUGUCAUCACCUCAGUUGAUCCACUCAGGGUUUACAUUUACAACAGUGAAGCACUUUUAAGGUUCUGUCCAAAAAAGUACUUCCCAUUUGACCCCAGCAACCUGGAUAAAUAUGUAGUGGGAGAUGAUUACCUUCCGGUUUGGGAAGUUCCAGCCCUGGAUUAUUAUUACAACAAUUUAGGAUUUGGCAUGAAGGACAGUUUAAAUGCAUAUUUGAGGGUUCUUGGAAAGGAUCCGUCGGUCAUCUGGGAACAAAUCGAAGAUUCGAUACGCCAAUUAAUUUUAAUAAAAGAACCCCUCAUUUUGGACGUAUUAAAAAGGUUUAAAUCUAAAAAUAACUUCUUUGAAAUGAUGCGAUUUGAUUUCAUAGUGGAUGAAGAUUUGAAAGUGUUUUUGUUGGAGGCUAACAUGAGUCCAAAUUUAUCUUCGGCUCAUUACCCACCAAAUCAACUAAUUUAUGAACAAGUCCUUUACAAUGUUCUUGGUCUUGUAGGAAUUGGAGAGAAAAUUCAAAGAGACUCCCUUGCAGUAAGAAGCAAAGCUGAAGAGGAUAUGUUUGUGGCAGAUAAAAACAUUGCAGUCUUUCCCAGUAUUUGUAACAGCGCCCUAUGUCGAAGUAGCUGUGUUUCUCCUGAUUGUCAGCUAUGUAAAACUUGUCUGUCACCUGAGACUCGAGCGGACUUAGUCCGCGCCUAUAAGGAACAUGCAAAUCGUGGUGAUUGCAAACGUAUUUUUCCACCUCCAAUGGUGCAAGAAGAGGCGAAAAAAUCUAUUAAUUUGGAAAAUUACUCGGCCGAAAAUCAGUUACAUUAUAAAUGGUUCCAAGGUAAAUGUCUUUUGGACAAGUCUUGGUGUUGAUGUUGUGACCUAUGAACAUUUUAAAUAGAUUGACGUAAUUUUCACUGCAUUGUACUAUAUUAUAAUUUGCA
Aethina tumida (small hive beetle) is the source of this 1810-nucleotide messenger RNA. It is a transcript of the gene TTLL15, whose product is annotated as probable tubulin polyglutamylase ttll-15. The record is from RefSeq and is a predicted model, not a curated record. NCBI's taxonomy places the organism in Eukaryota, Metazoa, Arthropoda, Insecta, Coleoptera, Nitidulidae. The transcript has 6 exons. The coding region runs from base 183 to 1739 and encodes 518 amino acids. Gene Ontology annotation, biological process: protein modification process.